GCCAAUCAGCAUGUGAGGAUUACAGUUUUGAUUGACACGAACUUCAUGACUAGGAUUCAGUUAUGCUCCGAUGUUACAGUGACAAUGCUUACUAACCGAGGGCCAUAUGUUAGAAAACUGUAUAUUCGGUUAAAUAUGUUACCCUCGAAAAACACAUAUUAAACUGAAGCUGAUGUGCACUCGAGCUUUUCCCUCCCUCGCUGGUUGGCUAGUGAAGUUCAUGUCAAUCAUAGCACGUUUCUCGCAUCCUCAUUGGCUGAUUUCUCAAAACCGUCAAGGUGGCCACGGUAGCGUUCGUCGUAUCAAAUAGUACGUUUCUCGCAUCCUCAUUGGCUUAUUUCUUAAAUCUGUCAAGGUAACUACGGUAUCGCGAGGCGUAUCCGAUAGUACGUUUCUCGCAUCCUCAUUAACUUAUUUCUCAAAACUGUCAAGGUGGCCACGGUAGCGGUCGUCGUACUUGUCACAAGUCGUCAUCGAGUCUUCUAUCGUGUUCCAGACGUGGUUCUGAACUCCUGCAUAUUGAUAGCCAUUAGAAAUUGUGUGCUGGUCUGGUUUCUUUGAGUUUUUCCUCAGCAUGACAAUUAUUUUUCAUAAGCACGUUCCGGCUAGCGCGUGGGUGACAGCCCGCGCGCCACGAGGUAGAGCUCACACAACGUAACUUCACCGACUUUUCUGAUCAAACGCGGAGAGUGCGUCAGUUGAAGAACGAUUUGAUUUAUUCUGAUAUAUCGGGUACCCUGUGUCACUGGCCUUGUUUUCAGCUGAGAGGCCUGGACGCUUUGCACGAAAAGGCGCACGAAAAAGACGAUCUUUAGAACAAGAUUCAAAAUACGAUUGAUAACUAAAUCGCGUGACAUUAUCCUUGUUAUGUUUUUACUUGUUAUUUGAGCUAAUUGUGAUGAGAGGCCGCACUGACACUCCACAUCUACGAAAAUAGAUACGAUUCCUCUCACACAAAACAGGAAUUGACGCAGUUUGUGUCGUGAAGUAACAAGUGUUUAUGCAAUUUGGAAUGAAAUGAACUUUCAAAAAGCAUUUGUUGGCUAAGCUAAGUAGAGAUGUAUUGGCUGUGCCUACUGUUUUGAAGAAGCCAUGUGCAAUUGAAGGUUUAGGAUCAACCGCAAGGGUCUCGAGUGUUUCAAAGCAACUUUUCAACCUUGGACAGAUCAAUCGAUCCGUCAGUAAGCAACUCACUAAGAGAACUAUGGAUCCUUGGGACUUCGUAGAGCUAAGCGAAGUCCAAGGACAUUUCUUCACAGACUUUGUUUUACCGGAGAAGGCCACACAAACAAAAGUUUUUGACCUUAGUUAUACAGAUGAGAACUUAGACAAACUGGUGGGACAAUGGCUAGAACAUCCAAGCAGAAAAAACACAGACAAAGUGAUCAAGUUGGUUAAGGGAGGUGUUCGACCGGACCAUAGGGCAAUUCUAUGGAAACUUGUAAGUGGUGGGAUAGAGAAACUGGAAACAAAUGAGAACUAUUACCAAGAUACAGUGAAUGAAUUAGGCAUCCUUAUUCCUGGUAGUCUAUCUUCUUCCAUGUUCACGGGAUCAGACAAUAAACUAUGUUGUUUCUUCUUGGGACAAGAUGGAGAGAAAGCCAUGUUGGGAAUCGUAUAUGUGUUGACCCAUGUACAUUCUGAUAUACAGUUCUGUCCAUUAUUGCCUGUGUUAGCAGCACUUUUUCUUCAUUUUAUGGAUGAGAGAGAGUGCUUUGCAUCUUUGUCAGCACUUAUGGAGUCCCGGCAUGGAAUUCUAGACCAGAGCCAACGUGCAGUGGCUGUUACAUCUAAGACAUUUGAAGACUGCCUAAAAAAGUUCAAGAAAUCAGCCUACAAGAAUUUGAAAAAAGUAAUAGAGUCAGAAAGGGAAUCCCCAGUGACCAAGAAAUCCAUUCUGCUUCCGUAUUGGUUGGACUGGAUUAUGGAAUAUGUUGACUUCUGGAUUGUGGUGUCCAUGAUGGAUGUUUUCCUGAUGAAAGGAUCUAAAGUGUUAAUUCGCUUUGGACUUGUGAUCUAUGAUGAGUUCAGUAGAUGGCUGGUUGCAAAGCAAGAUAUGAAUGGUAUAAGUAUUAAGGAUGCUUUCAAACAGUUUGUUAAAGAGAACCCAAUGGAAAGCCAGGCCCUGCUUGAGGCUGCUUUUAAGAUUCGACGGUUGUCAAGGAGAAGGGUAACAAAACUGAAUAACAAGAACCUUGUGCUCAUAGAGUCCGGGAUGCUAGAAGUACCUUACCAACGAGAGAAGCCUUUGCAUGAGACAACAGUCAUGGCGCUGCAGGGAACAGACAUGCUCACAGACAAACAGUGGGAACGGCUAGCAAACUGGCUCCCUGACCGCGCCCGCAUUAAGAGACCUGUUUGUGUGUUCACCACAGAAAAAUAUGGUUACAGUCUUCGAACAUUUUACCAGAGAUGUCAGGAGGAAGAAGAAACAAUACUUCUUAUAAAAACAACAACAGGAGAUAUAUUUGGUGCUUUCUGUACGUCUCCAUGGCUGGAAAGGCUGGAGGGACCAAAAGAUUUGACAUACUUUGGCACCGGUGAGAGCUUUGUGUUCACCCUUUCUCCUGAAGCCACUAAAUAUGAUUGGAGCGGCAUAGAGCAAAAUCAGGAGAGCAAGGACUAUUUCAUGGCAGGAAAUGACAACUGCCUUCUUAUUGGAGGAGGGGGAGAAAACUCAAUAUGGAUUAAUGGCGAUUUUAGUCAUGGUAGAAGUGGGAGGAGUCAGACCUAUGAUAAUGAACCGCUGACAGCUCAAAAAGACUUUGUGUGUACAAGGUUGGAGUGCAUAACAUUCUUGAUCUAAAAAGAUGCCUAUUUUUACUGUCAUUAUUUUUCGUGGGUAUGGAAAUUACCUUUUUUUCUCAGGGCAGGUAUAGUCAACUAAUUUUCACCUUAUAGUACAGUAAAAACAAAUAUGCAACUUGCAAGUUGCUUUUUGUUGUCACACAAAAAUUUAUAUGAUUUCUUAGUGCAAAUCACCUAUUGCCCCUUGAUCAACUUGGUUUUAUCUAAAUGCCAAUACAAAAUGAAAUCUUUUUAUUACAGAAAGAACUUAUGUAAAUACUAGAGCUUCUAAAUAAGAGCGUUUAGUAUAACAGAAUAUUCAUUCCAUAGUAUAACGAUAAUGAGGCAGUGAGAGACCACUCACUUUUUUGCUUUGUGUACAUUUUCACCUUUACAGCUUGUUACAUUACAAAUAAUGCUGGUUUACUUUGAAGUUCUAGAUUGGUCCCUAUACUUUCACAAAUAUAUAAUUUAUAUUGAGUCCAUGAAAAAAUGUUAUAAUAUAAGCUACAAUUUUAUAAUUUUGAAUUUUGUAAAUAGCAAUAUCUUGUGAAUGCUUAAAUAAAUAUAUUUAUGAAAUCAUAA
Messenger RNA from Nematostella vectensis (starlet sea anemone), 3372 nucleotides. RefSeq names its product GTPase-activating protein skywalker. Bases 1205 to 2806 code for a protein of 533 amino acids. The transcript is spliced from 9 exons. The record is from RefSeq and is a predicted model, not a curated record. NCBI's taxonomy places the organism in Eukaryota, Metazoa, Cnidaria, Anthozoa, Actiniaria, Edwardsiidae.